This is a messenger RNA of Nyctereutes procyonoides (raccoon dog), 4519 nucleotides long. It is a transcript of the gene PLET1, whose product is annotated as placenta expressed transcript 1. Gene Ontology annotation, cellular component: apical plasma membrane; external side of plasma membrane. NCBI's taxonomy places the organism in Eukaryota, Metazoa, Chordata, Mammalia, Carnivora, Canidae. The transcript is spliced from 4 exons. Gene Ontology annotation, biological process: negative regulation of cell-matrix adhesion; positive regulation of cell migration; wound healing, spreading of epidermal cells. The record is from RefSeq and is a predicted model, not a curated record. Bases 505 to 1191 code for a protein of 228 amino acids.
AUUUUAUGCUAGUCACAAAAGAAACUGGGAUUGGAGACAUGUUCAAUAAAGGAGAGCUAGAAAAGGAUAUGUAAUAUUCCAAGAAAAUAGAGCUUUUAUGCCUAAAUUCCCUACAGGGAGUAGUGUGGUGCUUCUAAAUUGGCCGAGUAUGUGAUUACUCAACUCUGAAUUUCACUUUGCCAGCACUAAGCCUUUUAUCAACAGCUUUCUUCAAAUAGCAGAUGCUGAGAUGAAUGAGAUGCAAAAUAGAACCAUGAUCAGUACCUUCCCCUUCUUGAGCAAAACUGGAAUUGUAAAGGGUCAUGCUGACAAGUACCAUGAGAUUCACUCCUGGGUGAUAUCCUGCGCCAAAUUCCAGACACCAGUUCAUUUUAGGGAGGAGUGGGAAGGAGAUUUGCAUGUAUGACUUCACACAGACGCUCCAGCCCUGGAGCAUAUAAACAGCUGCAGAGUCACAGGUAUUACCCAGUACCGGGCCCAGCAGUUUCCAAAUAGGUCAAGACCAUGGCAGUCCUUAGCUCCACACUGCUGCCACUCAGGCUGUUUCUAUGCUUUGGACUGUUGUGUUCUUCGGCCAGCUCUGCAGAUGACAUUGACAGCUGCAUGCUCUUCAGUGAAGUCACCACCACUGACCAAGGCAUCAUGGCCAAUUCAGAUGUCUACGAAAGCAACACAAACUACACAGUGUGGGUUCCCGUGAAUGCCAACAUCACCUCUGUGGUCCUGCAAGCAGUGGAUGCGAACAACAACUCAGUAGGCCUCUGGGAAAAAGUAGAUGAGCUUUGCAACAACAGUGUCCUGUAUCACCUGGAAAACCCGAGUGACGAGCUCUUCACAGCAAGCUGGGUAUCUCCUAACUCCACGAACAUAACCACAAUCACGCUACAAGCCUUCACUAUUAAUUUCUAUGAUGUGGCUACAUUUUCUUCUCUGCAACUAGAAAGAAAAGGCACAACCACCUCCCAGAUCUCAACAACCAGGACAACCUCACAUCCAACCCCAACAACAAAACAUAUCUCCACAACAACAACCCCACACUCAACCCCAAUAACAAAACACAUCUCCACAACCAAGACAACCCCACACCCGAUCCCAAGAACAACCAACUUGGCCAACAGAACCUUCCUCUGCCCCAUCACAAGUGCCAUUCAGAUCCUCCUAGUCUUUCUCACCAGCAAACUCCUCUCCUAGAAGGAAGCUAGGAGAAUAAUUGGUCCUGCGCCCACUGCAUCCUCCUACGUUCAGUCUCAAGCCAGUGCUCUGAUAGGUGUGCAAAUGAAGACUCUACAUUCUCAAAUGUACAACUCUACUGCCACUGCUUUGGACCAAAAUAGAGACCUGGAGGUCACUUGGUGGAGAGGGUAGCUAGUCCACUCACUGGUGGGCUCAGGGCAUACAGAUGUUCAACUGGAUCUCUCAGAACAUUAAUUAGCCUUUUUGUUAACUACUUAGACCUGGUCUGGGUGUAACCCAGAAUUCCGACUCUUGGUAUCACAAGCUGACAGCCAAUUCCAUGGCCAGUGUAAACUUUUGUUCACUGUCAAAUAUUCCUCUACACCUGAGUCUCUGAGGGAUAAAAAAAAAAAAAAACAACCUUUCUUCACUUUCAAGAUGACCUCAGAUUUCUGACCAACCCCACUCAGGCUACACAGACCUUCUGUGUUUCAUGUCACCCAACAAGGGAAGGAAAAAAUGAUUAGCCUUGAUGUUAUUGGUCAUACCAGUAGUAUGUGAAGGGCUAGACAACAGGAAUGUACCAUGUCUGAGCAACCAACCAUAGGGAAAUAUUAUGGUAUAAAUACAUUAUUUCCUAUUUUUUACCAAAUAAGCUAUACUUCAAACAAGAAUAAUGAAUGUGUUAAAUUCAAGUAUGUCUUUAAUGAAUGAUUACUCUAACCUAAAGUACAACCUGGUGUCUAAUUUUAUUCAUGUAUGUGAACCUUUAAAAAAAUUAAAAGAAUAGUGGGAGUGUAUAUUUUCAAAGCCAGAUCUAAGGGUAGAGUUUUACCAAUUUUACUUUUCCUCAGUAUAAACUGGUCAUUUUUCCCCUAAUGGUAAUUCUCACUAAGAAAUGGGCAAAAUAUUUAGAGCACUCAUAAUACAAUGUAAAACUAACAGAAAAGUGUGAGAUUUCCAGUAAUAUCCUGGUAACAGUUUUAUUUUAAUAAUUAUGCUGAAUUCCAGGAUGCCAACAUCCAGGAACGAGUCUUCUUUGGGGGCAGGUUCUGUCAACUUCUUCUUCCCUGUGAAUAGGCCACACUUUCCUACGUGCAGGUCUUUAAUUUUUGUUAAGAACUGGAUGUGUUAAAGGUUAUAACAUGGUGGUUCUGGCAAUCGGGCUCAGCCUCCUCUCCAGGACACGCUGCUGCUUGUUGCUUUACUUUUCUCAACUAUUUCGUACAGACUGCAUUCCUUGUUGAGUGUGGUCAUUGACAUCGCUUUUCUGUUAUCUCAGUAGCAAGCCAGCUACCUGACAGAUUUUCUUAAAUUUCAAAAUUUAGCAGCUUCUUUCUUCAUUAAGCAUUCCUCUAAUAGCUGGAAGUUUUCUUUUCUUAGAUCCUAGACCGCUGAGAAAGUUCACUCUGACAGUCUUUACCAGCUUAAAGGUUGCUGCGGUGGAGCAACAGAUUCCUGGAGCUCCUCAUCCUGCCAUUUUCUAUGACAUCAUUUGGUAGCUGUUAUUAGUACUGCCAGGCACUGUGCUAAGCGCUUUGAGUGCAUCAUCCCAUUUAAUCGUCAGGACAAUCCUAGAAGAUAUAGCUGUUUUACAGAUGAGGACACUCAGGCAGAGACAGAGAAAUCAUUUGUCCAGAGUUGCUUAGUAAGUGGUGAGGCUGGGUUGACCAGGCUCUGACCAGGCUCUGACCACUUCAGAGCCUGCAGCAUUAACCAGGAUGCCUGAAGGGCCCCCUGCGUGGCUUCUGCAUCUCCCAGCAUCCCCCAGGAAAACCUGCCCCCCAGGGUCCUAUGAUAAGGACAGGGUACAGGUGUUACUCAUGGACACAAGCUCCAGCAGUGCUCCUCCACACCCACUCCCUGCUGCCACCUCUGAGAUAAGCUGCAGUGAGCCCUGACCCAAAAGCAAGGGACAAGCUUCAUAUUUAUCCAUCAUAGCUCAGCCUGGCUACAUCUCAGGUUCAGUGUAGAAGUUGGGACAACUAUUGGGGACUCAGUAAAAACACUCUCAAGCUGGAAACUUUGAGACUCAAAGAAAUCUGGGGAGCUGAAUGCAGACAAUGCAGCACAGAGGCAGUUACACAAGGCCAUUGGAUUCACAGGCAGGGAACAUAUGAAGUUCCAGCUCUGCUGCUCAGAAAGAAGGGGGACCUUCUGCCCCGGUUUCUCAUCUGUUCCAUACAGGGUUGGUCUAGGUGGCAUCUGAGCCCUCUUGUGGGUGGCUCUCCAUUUUGAUUUCUCUGUCACAUCCACACCUAGUUCUCAAAGUUGAGUCAGAAGUGGUAAGGCAGUGUGGCUCGAUGCCAUGUGUGAUUGAUGGGCAGAGGCUGCUGGGAGCCCUGUGGAGGAAGACGUGAAAGCCAGGCUCAGAGAGUGUCUGGGCGCCAGGAUGGCUUAGUCAGUUUAGUGUCUGCCUUCAGCUCAGGUUAUGAUCUCAGGUCCUGGGAUCGAGCCCCACAUUAGGCUCCCUGCUCAGUGGGGAGUCUUCGUCUCCUUCCCCCGCCAACUCAUGCUUUCUCUCUCUCUCAUUCUCUCUCUCAAAUAAAUAAAUCUUAAAGAAAAAAAGAAAAAAGAAACAGUGUCGUAUUCAACAAUGUUAUCUCCCCUGGGCUCAGGAGGCCACACUGAAGUGGCAGGGCUUCCUGGUAUCUGCCGUCCUUGCUCUUUCUUGAGAGAAUCCAGUGAGCGGCCAGCAGAACCAGAGUAAAGGGAUAGAUGAGUAUGGACAUUCACCAUCUAGGAACAGGCUAAUCCUGAUCCUCACUGAUGAGAAGGUGACCAACCACAAGGAAAACAGACAUAUAGGAUCUUCAAGGAAACCCACAGGGCUGCACCUGGUGCAGAGAAGAAAGAGGUGAACAAAAGAUGGACUAUUUCCACUCCCACACUCACUUACCCAACCUUGUUCUUCCACUUUUACAUUUUCUUGUUUGUGGCUUCAUGUUUUGUGAAAUUCAACGUGGGCUUAUCCUGAGUUGGAAACAGCAACUGUCCAUCCGUUGAAGGGAAGUGAGCUUCUGUGCUGAGGAAGUAGGAAAGGAAACUGCUGUCUUCCAAAUCCUGGUACCUUGAAGACCUUCACACAGCAGGAGGAGUCCGAACCCAGCUAGUGGUCCAGCUAUCACACCGACCGUGCAGAACAGGGAAAACGUUCACAACAGGCAGAACACGCAGAUGUCAUCUUACUAUCUAUCAACCUCCACAUUAGUUUUGAAAAUAAAUGUUUAAAAAUAUUAAUAAUGAAGUAAAAAAAACUUUAUUAUUUCACACAAGGGGCAGUUUGGCAAUUGUCUUAGAAAAUAAACUCUGGAAAAAAAAAAAGAAAAUAAACUCUGAAGCCAGA